UUUCUCCUUUCCACCCACCUUCUUCACUACUUAAUACAAACAAAUCCAACCAACGCUUCUGUUCAUAGAAAUUUCUUUGGAAAUUCUUCCCCCGCAAUUUUGGAAAUGAACACCCCUAGCAGACUACCUCUUCGCUCCGGCCAAGAAGCUCCGGGCAUCAAGCGCCAACACACCGCACGCUACUAUGCCCACCGGGUUCGCGAAAGCCUCACCACCCGUGUCUCCAAGCUUAUAUGUGCCAUUUUCUUGAUCAUUCUUUUCGUUUUAGGCAUUGUUGCUUUCAUUCUAUGGCUUAGCUUACGCCCACAUCGGCCCCGGAUCUACAUCCACGAUUUUUCGAUUCCGGGUUUGGGUCAAGCCAAUGGGUUUGAGAAUGCUGAGAUAAUCUUCAACGUGACAGCCCGGAAUUCCAACCAGCAUAUUGGAUUUUAUUAUGACAAUGUGGUGGGUUCAGUUUAUUACAAAGAUCAACGGAUCGGAGAUACACCGUUAUUGAACCCGUUUUAUCAAGAAGCCAAGAAUACUACAAUCAUGUACGGGGUGUUAAGUGGGGCCACCUUGACUGUCAAUAGCCACCGUUGGAUGGAGUUCUUGAAUGAUCGGUCUAAAGGGACGGUGAUUUUUCGUUUAGAUGUAACAUCAAACAUUCGUUUUAAGGUGUCCUCGUGGUCUAGUAAACGCCAUCGAAUGCAUGCCAAUUGUGAUGUAGGGGUGGAUCCUAAUGGAUCAAUCCUGGCAAGUUAUAAGAAUAAGAGGUGUCCUGUUUAUUUUACUUGACAUACUAUUGCUA
Manihot esculenta (cassava) is the source of this 790-nucleotide messenger RNA. RefSeq names its product NDR1/HIN1-like protein 26. The transcript has a single exon. The record is from RefSeq and is a predicted model, not a curated record. Lineage: Eukaryota; Viridiplantae; Streptophyta; Magnoliopsida; Malpighiales; Euphorbiaceae. The coding region runs from base 106 to 777 and encodes 223 amino acids. Gene Ontology annotation, biological process: defense response to other organism.